This is a messenger RNA of Leptosomus discolor (cuckoo roller), 1736 nucleotides long. NCBI's taxonomy places the organism in Eukaryota, Metazoa, Chordata, Aves, Leptosomiformes, Leptosomidae. The record is from RefSeq and is a predicted model, not a curated record.
UUAUUUCCUAAUCAACAGUCCCAGGAACAUGCGGCUUUUAGGUUUGCGUUGUCUCAGCUCACGGAACCCCCUAAACUCCUACCCCAGAUUGACAUUGUGAACAUAAGUGACAGCUUUGAAAUGACAUACACCUUCUGCUCACAGUUCUCCAAGGGCGUCUACGCCAUCUUUGGAUUUUACGAAAGGAGGACCGUCAACAUGCUCACAUCUUUCUGUGGGGCUCUCCAUGUCUGCUUCAUAACGCCAAGCUUCCCUGUUGAAACAUCCAACCAGUUUGUUCUCCAGCUUCGCCCAGAGCUCCAGGAUGCUCUCAUCAGUGUCAUUGAGCACUACAGCUGGCAGAAGUUUGUGUACAUUUAUGAUGCUGACCGAGGGUUGUCAGUUCUACAGAAAGUGCUGGACACCGCAGCUGAGAAGAACUGGCAGGUGACAGCUGUCAACAUCCUGACAACAACAGAAGAGGGCUACCGUAUGCUCUUCCAGGAGCUGGAGAAGAAGAAAGAAAGGCUGGUGGUGGUGGACUGCGAAUCUGAGCGGCUGAACAUCAUCCUUAGCAAGAUCAUCAAGCUUGAAAAAAAUGGGAAUGGAUACCACUACAUUCUGGCAAAUUUGGGAUUCAUGGACAUUGACCUGACCAAAUUCAAGGAAAGCGGAGCCAAUGUAACUGGUUUCCAGUUGGUGAAUUACACGGAUGUUGUUCCCGCCAGGAUCAUGCAGCAGUGGAGGAAUAAUGAUGCCAGGGAACAUCCUCGUGUGGACUGGAAAAGGCCAAAGUACACAUCGGCCCUAACAUAUGACGGGGUCCGGGUGAUGGCUGAGGCGUUUCAGAACCUGCGGAGGCAGCGGAUCGACAUCUCCCGUCGUGGCAAUGCUGGGGACUGCCUGGCCAACCCGGCUGUGCCCUGGGGACAAGGCAUCGACAUCCAGAGAGCACUGCAGCAGGUCCGUUUUGAAGGAUUGUCUGGCAACGUUCAGUUUAACGAGAAGGGACGGAGGACCAACUACACCCUCCAUGUGAUUGAGAUGAAACAUGAUGGGAUCAGGAAGAUUGGUUAUUGGAAUGAAGACGAGAAGUUGGUUCCCACAGCCAUAGAUACUCAAAGUGGCAAUGAGUCUACAAGCCUCCAGAACAGGACUUACAUAGUCACUACUAUCCUAGAAGACCCAUAUGUGAUGCUCAAGAAGAACGCCAACCAGUUUGAAGGCAAUGAGAGGUAUGAAGGCUACUGUGUGGAGCUCGCUGCUGAGAUUGCGAAGCAUGUUGGCUACCACUACAGGCUGGAGAUUGUCAGAGAUGGGAAGUACGGAGCCCGGGACCCUGACACCAAAACGUGGAACGGCAUGGUGGGAGAACUCGUUUAUGGGAGGGCAGAUGUGGCUGUGGCACCAUUAACCAUCACUCUGGUUCGAGAAGAAGUUAUAGACUUUUCCAAACCGUUCAUGAGCUUAGGUAUCUCUAUCAUGAUAAAAAAACCACAGAAGUCCAAACCAGGAGUUUUUUCCUUUCUGGAUCCUUUGGCUUACGAGAUAUGGAUGUGCAUUGUUUUUGCCUACAUUGGAGUGAGUGUUGUCCUCUUCCUGGUGAGCCGCUUCAGCCCGUAUGAGUGGCACACUGAAGAAUUCGAGGAAGGACGGGACCAGCCAGCUAAUGACCAGACGAAUGAGUUUGGGAUAUUCAACAGUCUCUGGUUCUCCCUAGGAGCUUUCAUGCAGCAAGGAUGUGAUAUUUCUCCAAG